CAUCCAUGCCCGCCGUCGUUGCCAAGGGGAGUACAACACCACACUUCACCGACCAACCCCAUGUCCAACAUCUCGGCAUCGAAGGUGCGAAAAAGGCUGGACAGUUAUAUCGAGCUCCAAUAACGCGCAUAGCGACGCCGCAGAAACGCGAGGCUGACAGUUGUCCGUCCCGUCCAUCCAACACACACAACAGUCCAAACCACGGUCCGCUCAGCCGCCACCGCUUGGGAGAAGUAAGCCCCAAACGCCCCUUCCACCCCAAAACAUUCUCCUCCUCCUUCUUCUGGGAUGUGCCUACAACUAUCACUCACCGCUCGUGAUAAGCUCCAUCCCAUGGUCGCCAGACCGAGCUUACAGACUCUUGGCCUCACCAACUUCACCUGCCGGCUCGCCGCCUGGCGCUCAACCGCCCUACACCUCAUCCGUCCUCCAAAAGAAAGGGGGAGGCUAAAAGAAUAUAUAUCGUCAUCGUUCGAAGACAAUGUGAAUUCAACUCAUCGGACGGUGAUAUCACCGCCAGAAACAACCGAACCGACCCUUUCUCUCUCUCUUCGAAACAGGCCAGCGGACGGACGGACGGGUGGGCGGCAGGGCUUUCGUCCGAUGUCGCCCUUCUCCUGUGGAUUGGGUACCCAAAGUCUAAAAAACCCCUUCUCCUCGCUGGGCUUAAGCACCCUUCGAAAAAGUACAAAGCAGUACCUAGUGGUACUGUUAAAGGCACCCUACCAUUUCCGUAAAGCAAACCGAAAAACUCUAAACAUGACAAGUCUGCUGCUAUUGCAUCGUUUUCCUCCAACAAGUCUUGGCGAAAAACGCUGCGCCACAGGGCUCUACGAAAUACGGUCACGGUCACGAUGGUCGGUGGUUAGACGGUGGGAUGCCGUCGCCACCUGCGGCACAUACGAGGCACAAGAAAGGUCUCCAGACCAAACCCGAGCUGAGCUGAACGUUUCAAAAUGGGUUCUCCGUCACGCACCUCGAAAAUGACGUCGUAACAUCAUUAAGCAAGCGCCAUUCAGCAUGCUGUCUCUACGUAUGGAGGGAAUUCUUCUCAACAUCAAGGAAUAAUUGCGAUCAACAUUUUUUGAACUUUGUUUGGAUUUCUCAUUGACCCGUAA
Messenger RNA from Colletotrichum navitas, 1118 nucleotides. RefSeq lists its product as uncharacterized. The record is from RefSeq and is a predicted model, not a curated record. The coding region runs from base 289 to 987 and encodes 232 amino acids. The transcript has a single exon. Lineage: Eukaryota; Fungi; Ascomycota; Sordariomycetes; Glomerellales; Glomerellaceae.